AUGUUCCUGAUCAUUUUAGGUCUGGUGUUUCUUGUGGGAAAUUUAGGAAAUGGAUUCAUAGCCUUGGUGAAUGGUGUGGACUGGGUCAGGAGGAGAAAGAUCUCUUUCACUGAUCUCAUUCUCACUACCCUGGCAAUUUCCAGAAUUGGGAUGCUUUCCUCCACAUUCUCGAGUUUGCUGAUAGGAACCCUAAAGCCGGGGUUGUGGAACAUGGAGAUAAUAUCAAGGACAAUCAUUUUAACGUGGGUUGUGACCAAUCAUUUCAGCAUCUGGCUUGCCACGAGCCUCAGCACCUUUUAUUUUUUCAAGAUAGCCAACUUCUCCAACUCCUUUUUCCUUUAUCUAAAGUGGAGAGUUCAAAGAGUGAUUUCCUUGAUGAUUCUGGGCUCUCUCGUCAUCUUGUGCAUCAAUGGUUUUCUGGUGAACACAGCUAUCAGCGAGUGGAUUGUUGAGUCCAAAAGAAACGCAUCUUCUAUUUCCGGUUCAGAGACUUCAGUACCGGUUUUCAAACGUUUUUUUAUCUGCAUCAUCCUUUUCCUUUGUAUACCAUUUGCCAUGUCCUUAAUAGCCUUCAUCCUGCUAAUCUUCUCUCUGUGGACACACUAUAAGAAGAUGCAGGACUGUGGCCGGGGUCUCCGAGAUGCCAGCACCACGGCCCAUGUAAGAGCCUUGCACACAGUGAUUGCCUUCCUCAUUCUGUAUAGCAUUUUUUUCUUCUGUCUCAUCAUACUGAUUUGGAACUAUAAAUUUCUGGAAACAGAUCGUACCAUUUGGCCAUCUGAAGUGGCUGUCAUUGCCUUUCCUUCAUUCCAUUCCUAUGUCUUAAUCUUGGGGAACAGCAAACUGAACUGGGCCUUCUUGGAUAUACUUCAGUGGCUUGGGUUCAGGCCCAGAGACCCAGGUACCCCCGGACCACUGAGAUGA
Molecule: messenger RNA, 924 nt
Organism: Perognathus longimembris pacificus (Pacific pocket mouse)
Lineage: Eukaryota; Metazoa; Chordata; Mammalia; Rodentia; Heteromyidae
Product: taste receptor type 2 member 117-like
Exons: 1
Coding region: 1-924 (307 amino acids)
Biological process (GO): detection of chemical stimulus involved in sensory perception of bitter taste; G protein-coupled receptor signaling pathway; sensory perception of taste
Cellular component (GO): membrane
Molecular function (GO): bitter taste receptor activity; G protein-coupled receptor activity
Source: RefSeq, a predicted model, not a curated record